Molecule: messenger RNA, 1534 nt
Organism: Rhizophagus irregularis DAOM 181602=DAOM 197198
Lineage: Eukaryota; Fungi; Glomeromycota; Glomeromycetes; Glomerales; Glomeraceae
Biological process (GO): intracellular protein transport
Cellular component (GO): vacuolar membrane; SNARE complex
Molecular function (GO): soluble NSF attachment protein activity; syntaxin binding
Source: RefSeq, a predicted model, not a curated record
CUUUCGCCGAAAUUGGUUUUUUUAAAUCUAUUUUCAACUAAUGGAAGAUAAUAAAAUACGAGAAGCAGUUCAAUUCUUGUCAGAAGGCGAUAAGGCGACUCGAAAGGGUUGGUUUAAAAAACCUGAAUGGGACGUAGCCGGGCAAAAUUACGAAAAAGCUGCUUCGUGUUUCAAGGCGGCUCGUUCAUAUGAUCAAGCUAUUCAAGCAUAUCAAAAAGCUUCUGACGCGCUUUUUAAGUCUGAUUCCUUAUACAUGGCUGCAAAAACAAUGGAGUCUGCUGCAAACUUAGCAGCUCAACAGCUUAAACAACCUGAACGAGCUAGUGAAAUGUACAAAAAAGCUAGCGAUUUAUAUCAAGCUCAUAUGACUCCAGAUCGAGCAGGUGAAAUGUUAGAAAAGGCUGCAAGAGCUUUGGAACCAGUUUCUGUUGAUGGCGCCAUAGAUUAUUACGUUGCUGCAUGUAACUUAUUUGAAUCGGAAGACCGUGGAAGGUUUGCAGUUGAUACAUUCAAGAAAACAAUAGCAAUCAUGAUUAAAAAUAAGCGAUAUGCAGAAGCAGUAGAUAUUAUGCAUCGACUUUCUAAAAUAUAUCUGGGCAUUAAUCAUCAACAGGGAUUGAAUAAAACAUAUUUAAGUAUUAUCAUAACUUUACUAGCGUUAGAAGAUGAAGUUGAAGCGAAGAAACAAUUUCAAUUGUUUUGCCAAAAUGCUUUUAUCCAAUCAGAGGAGUCAGCUAUUUCAAGUUCGCUUUUGGAUGCCUUUGAGCAAGGUGAUCAGGAUCUUUUGGAUCAAGUUGUACGUAGACCAAUUGUAACUUAUUUGGACAAUAAUGUUGCUAAACUCUCUAGAGAAAUACAAGUUCCUGGAGGUUUAAGUAAGCCACCUCCAACUACUUAUAUUCCUCCACCAAAGCCCAUUACCUCGAAUAAUGAUAGACUUCAAGGACAUGAGCAAAAGAAUGAUUUCCCCAUUUAUAAUCAACAUCAAAAUGAUUCUUAUUUCCUACAUAAUCAAGAACAAAAAGGGAAUUUAAAUGAUUUUGCGGAAAAGAAAAGUAAUUCUUUACAUGAUCAGUUGCAAAAAAAUGAUAAGCGGUUACCUGAUGAGAAUGCGCCAUACAAUAUUAGUGAUAAGGCUGAAGUACUUCCCACAGGAGACCAAAUACACUUACCUUCAUCAACUACGCCUGUACCACCAUCUCAUUCAAAUUCUAAUCAAAAUACUUCCAUAGAAGAAGAUAACGGUGAACUAUGUUAGAUUUGGGGAUAUAGAUACGAUUUUUUUUAGAUUAUUUCUUUUUUGUAAACUAGUAAUAAUAUAAGUCACAGAACAUUGAGGUAUUUAAGGCACGAUUGAGAGUUGUAAAAAUUUUAACUUAAAAGUUAACUAAACUUUAAUAUUUAUUUCUGUCCAUCUUUUACCCAACGUGAUCAACUUAAUAAAUAUUUUCUAUAAUAAUUUUAAACUAUAUAAAAUAUAAUUAUCAAUUCAAUUGCAAAUAAUAAUUUCUAUAAUAAUUAUACAAUAUCCUAU